AUGAUAGCGCAGGCUACGCUCAGGACCAAGAAGAGUCGAUCCAAGCCGCGGCCUGUCUCGGCCAUGUACGCGCUUGACAUCGAUGUGACGGCAUCGGGCGAUUCGGAUGGCGAUGCAGGCGCUGGGCGGGUGGUUGGUGCCGAAGACGUGGAGUUGGCCGAGAUGACAAGCGGCAGUACCGGCGGAGGAGAACAAGGCGCAGCGUGGUCGCCAGAAAAGUCAGGUGCCGGCAUGGCAAGCCCGCAAAGCGGAUCAAGUCCGAGCCGGACCGACGAGCUGCGGCGGGCGCGGGCGCGGGCAGACUCGGAGGCGAUCCGGACCAUGCUGGCGGCGGUGGAUGUGCAGAGCGGCGGAAGCCACCACUUUAUGGAGAUGACGACAUCCUCGCUGCUCAAUGCCGCGGCCGAGGAAGGACAUAUCCCGCACUACGACUCGGUACAGAGUCUCCGCGGGAGGUACACGCCUGUGGUGAUCAUGCACUGGCUCACCCGGCUGCUGGGCUUGACUCGAAUCGGAGCGUGGGAACGGGCGGUUGGCAUGGUCAUCUUUGUUGUGGGCAUGGUACUUUUCGGCGCGCAGGCGUACUCGCUCUUUACCAACUUUACGGAUCUCAAGCACGGUUCGGUGGUCAUCAUCGCCGCAUGCUGGACGCUGUACAACAUGGUCUCACUGGCUACCUUUAUCUUUCGCUUCGGCAAUGUUCACGCUGGCUGGCUCUUCUCGACGUGGAAAGCGGCGUGGAAGACCGAGACCGACCUGGCCAAGUCUUCCUGGCUUCUCACUAUCUUUCUCGGCCUCCUCGCGGUUACUGUCGGCUCCAACGCCAUUAUCACUAUUGUGGCACGGUGGUCCAACCUCUCCCCAAGCGCGCAGCAGGUCUUUCGUGAGAUGUUUGUCUUUGAUUCGGACGCCAUCCAGAUCCUGCUUACCAUCGACCAUCUGGUGGCGACGGCGGUCUUCAUCCUCCCUAUCGCACUCUUCGUCGACGUCAUGCAGACGCUGACCCGGCGGAUCGAACGGCUCCACUACUCGGCCAUUGUUGUUGGGCGGACGCUGCCCGAGCUGACGAUGGAUCUCAAGGACCUCGCGCAGUCGUUUGACACCGUCAACGCGGCGUUUGGCCCGUGGCUUGGCGCCGUCUUUGCUAUCGAGCUCCCGCUAAUUGUCUUUUGCCUCGUCUCGCUCCUCGACUACGCCUCGCUCGACGGCCUCACCAUCUUCAUCCUUGUCAUCUGGGCUCUGAUGAACAUGGUUGUUGCUGCUGUUGUCGCCCUCCCUUCUGCGCGCGCCCACUCGCUCAUCCACAAGCUCGAGGCCGCCAUCGCCCUGCACCUCGACGCCGACUCGACGCUCGUCGAGCGCUCCGACUAUGUCUUCCUCGUCACCACGCUCAACGCUCACAAUAUGGGCAUCAAGAUUGCAGGCGCCACCAACAUCACGUUCACCCUCAUGUCACAGGCCGUCUCAUUCAUCGGCUCGUUCUACCUCUUGCUUGUUGGCUUCCGCACUAGCUGA
Molecule: messenger RNA, 1515 nt
Organism: Thecamonas trahens ATCC 50062
Lineage: Eukaryota; Apusomonadida; Apusomonadidae
Exons: 2
Coding region: 1-1515 (504 amino acids)
Source: RefSeq, a predicted model, not a curated record